Molecule: messenger RNA, 1032 nt
Organism: Saccharomyces mikatae IFO 1815
Lineage: Eukaryota; Fungi; Ascomycota; Saccharomycetes; Saccharomycetales; Saccharomycetaceae
Gene: DAM1
Product: Dam1p
Exons: 1
Coding region: 1-1032 (343 amino acids)
Biological process (GO): mitotic sister chromatid biorientation
Cellular component (GO): mitotic spindle; DASH complex; mitotic spindle pole body
Source: RefSeq, a predicted model, not a curated record
AUGAGCGAAGACAAGGCCAAAUUAGGAAGUGCGAGGUCGGCCACAGAAUACCGUCUAUCCAUUGGUAGUGCUCCGACUUCCAGAAGGUCUUCUAUGGGUGAGUCCUCAUCCCUUGCAAAAUUUUCUGGUCAAGAAGGACUGACGGGUUCUGUUGGUGAAAACAACGAGAACGCCAUACAGCAGCUUCUCUUGCCGAAGAUAAGAGAGUUAAGUGAUUCCAUCAUCACUUUAGAUUCAAAUUUCACGCACCUGAACUUCAUUCACGAGAGUUUAGCUGAUCUAAAUGAAUCGCUAGGAUCGUUAUUAUAUGGUAUCAUGAGCAAUUCAUGGUGCGUAGAAUUUUCACAAGCGCCUCAUGAUAUUCAUGAUGAUCUAAUCGCUAUUAAACAGUUGAAGUCGUUAGAAGAUGAGAAAAAAAGCCUAUUAAAGGAUAUCUCUAAUUUAGAACAUCUGUUUACAGGAAAGAAAGACGAACAAAGUGAAAACGGAAUGAACAAUGAAUCUCAGAACAACCAUUUUAGUCAACCACUAUUUCCUUCCUCACAAGUAAGAAAACAUAGGCCGUACGACAGUAAAGAUAAGAGGAAGUCUUCCAAGGUCAUUAACAAUUCACAAGCAGAGAAUGACGAAGAUUAUGAUGAUGAUACUAGUAGUGAAGCUUCAUUUGUGCUAAAUCCAACAAAUUUGCGAACGUCCAAAUCAUCUCAAGGAUACGUGAGUAAAAACGUGCGUCCAAGUAACAAUAACAAUAGUAAACUAAGAAGAAAAUCCAUCUUACAUACAAUAAGAAACAGUAUUGCUUCUGGUGCUGAUUUGCCCAUAGAAGACAAUAAUGUUGUUAAUCUAGGAGAUCUGCAUUCAAAUAAUCGAAUAUCACUUGGAAGCGGUGCUGCUAGGGUUUUCAAUGGGCCUAUGACAAAGAAAAGGAAUUCUAUGUUCACUGGGCGUGCUGAAAGGUCCUCCACAGAAAACAGACACUCAGUUGCAAAAAAAAAUGAAAAAAAAAUGAGUGCAAGGCCGCCUUUCAGGUGA